This is a messenger RNA of Salvia splendens (bonfire salvia), 1143 nucleotides long. Its product is annotated as E3 ubiquitin-protein ligase RNF185-like. Gene Ontology annotation, biological process: ubiquitin-dependent protein catabolic process. The transcript has 2 exons. Gene Ontology annotation, cellular component: endoplasmic reticulum. The coding region runs from base 183 to 908 and encodes 241 amino acids. NCBI's taxonomy places the organism in Eukaryota, Viridiplantae, Streptophyta, Magnoliopsida, Lamiales, Lamiaceae. Gene Ontology annotation, molecular function: ubiquitin protein ligase activity. The record is from RefSeq and is a predicted model, not a curated record.
CGUGUUUGCUUUGCAGCUGCUUUAGUACUCAACCAAACCCAGAAGUUUGACAAACGUGUUACAAUAUCUUUUUUCCAGUUUAACAUUUACUCCUCCGUUCCUUUCCCCCAAGUUUUCUUUCAGAAAUCGGUCAUCUUCUAUUCGAUCUGCUCGGUUAAGUUUGGUGUUUUGAGGUCAAAAAAAUGGAGGGAGGGUUUGGGGAAUCGAUGAAUAGGCAGCCCCCAAGCCAUUCGUUUGCAAGCAGCAGCAUCAGCAAUAACAAUAGCGAUGCUGGAUAUUUUGAGUGUAAUAUUUGCUUCGAUUUGGCUCAAGACCCUAUAGUUACUCUUUGUGGCCACCUCUUCUGCUGGCCUUGCCUCUACAAGUGGACUCACAUCCACUCUCUUUCACAUGAAUGCCCCGUUUGCAAGGCGCUUAUUGAAGAGGAGAAGUUGGUUCCUCUAUAUGGCCGUGGAAAGAAUUCCACCGACCCUCGCUCCAAGUCUAUUCCUGGGACGGACAUUCCACAUCGUCCCACGGGUCAAAGGCCCGAAACAGCUCCUCCACCUGAUCCAAAUGCUAAUAAUGCCAAUGCAUUUGCACAUCAAGGGUAUGGAUUUACGGGAGGCUUCGGCCCCUUUGGUGGUUUUGCACCUGUGGCGAGUGCUAGGUUUGGGAACUUCACAUUAUCUGCGGCACUUGGAGGACUGCUGCCUUCGUUCUUUAACAUUCAAGUGAAUGGAUUCCCAAAUCCAAACUUGUAUGGAGCAGGUCAUGGUUUUCCAUACGGGUAUCCUAAUACGUUCCAUGGUGCACAUGCUCAGGGAUUCCCUCAUCAUGGAAACCAGCAACAGCAAGCGGAUUCCACCUUGAUGCUCCUAUUGCUGGUGGUCGGUUUGAGUGUGCUUUUAACUUUAAUUUGGAGUUGAGGUAAACCAUCAGUUGGAGCUUGAAUUUCAAAUCUCUGUUCCUUCCCUGUAUUAAUAUAUGUUACUGCAUUUCUUCUAUCAUUCUAUGCAAGUUAUGUUUAUUGUAAUCCUUCACUUUUUUUGUGAGACAACUUUCAUUUUUAUUACAUCUCAAGUGCUAUCAAUCACUUGAUGUGUUGUAAGUUUCUUUAUAUGUAUGCACUGCCAUUUCUAAAAUAUAUGGUGUAUCAAGGUA